Lingula anatina is the source of this 7476-nucleotide messenger RNA. RefSeq names its product dynein axonemal heavy chain 6. Gene Ontology annotation, cellular component: dynein complex. NCBI's taxonomy places the organism in Eukaryota, Metazoa, Brachiopoda, Lingulata, Lingulida, Lingulidae. The record is from RefSeq and is a predicted model, not a curated record. Gene Ontology annotation, biological process: microtubule-based movement. Gene Ontology annotation, molecular function: dynein intermediate chain binding; minus-end-directed microtubule motor activity; ATP binding.
GGGAAAGUUGUCAAGAAAGAAACAACAUGGACGACGACAACAAAAGUGAAUUCCUACGGAUAGUUAUGAAGUGAACUUGUAUUUGACUUUUAAUUGCACCUCUGUUGCGAGUACCGAAAGAAAAUGGAGAGAAAGCCUGACACAGGGUCUUCUUUCCAGUCCAGUUACUCUAUGGCCCCAGGCCUGCAGAGGGAACCCACAGACACUUAUCUGAACCCUGUCCCCACACCCAACAUCAGGGAGACUAGCUUUGUCUCCAGCUUUGGGAACAUGCCUGAUCAGACCUCCCUGGACCAGGGGACACCACCUGAUACCUCGUCAAAUCAAAAUGGUGUGGCUACAACUGGUUUGGCUAAGCCUCCCAUGCCAGCAGCUGGCCGGGGAAAUGCCUUGAUGUCUAGACUGUACAACACCCCUGCUAGCUCUAAGGUUGUACAGAUAUAUAAGAACAUCAGUAAUAAAGGAAUUGCAGUGCCUAAUGGAGAUAGCUCACAGCCUCUUGUGCCUCACCCUCCGUCCAGCAAAGUCCAUGGAGCUGGACCCUUCCGGACAACCUUUUAUAAAAAAGACCAAGAACGAAGAAAAAUUCAAAUGAAAAACAGACAAGAACAGAAAUCGAAUGAUGGAACUCCAAAACUUGAUGUUAGCACAAUGUUGCGCAGAAGACCAAGCAAAGAAGUUCUUCCUCCUAUUCAAGUUGAGCAACCAGAGGAUGCCAUGUCUGAUGCCACCUCAGAGAUCAAUCUUGAGGAGGAGGUGAAAUCAGUCAAAGAUGAAAAAGAGACACAAGAAAAGAAAACUGUGACAUUCAUUAAAGUGGAGGUAGAAGCAGCAGAGCCACAUGUCACAGAAGAAAAGCCUGAUGUGGAAACUGCCACAGUGGCAACAACUUCUGCAAAAUCAAGAAGGACAGCAGAUUUGCGGACGCCAGAUCUCUCUGAAAAAGGAGCUAGUAAACAGAACCGUGAAAUAGUUCUGACGUAUCUGAAGAAAAACAAAUAUGAUGAUACAGAACCAGAAGAAACUAACGUGGAAGAGUGGUUAAUGAAGCUACGCAGAGAACUUGGUUGGAAAACUGAGCUUCCACGACAUGGUCCUGGCUGCAGGAAGGCUAUGGAUAAACUGAUGGAGAACCCAGAUCAGAAGCAUGAGGAUUCCCUGUUCCGUAAGGAAGACCCAGGGAGCUUUGUGUACUGCCUGCCUAAGAACAGGAACAAAUCUAGAGCCAGAUACAACCCUUAUCAUUUAGAUAUUGUGUCUGUAAAUGCUGCUAGAGCUUCCCCAGUGUUCUGGAGUGUCAGUGCUUCUAGUGUGUCCAUGCGUUAUCAGUGGGAUGAACAGACCAAUAACUGUCACGUCCUACAGUCUAACGCUUCCUUCAUCUACGGCUACGAGUAUCUGGGCUGUUCCCCCAGGCUGGUCAUCACCCCUCUGACAGAUAGGUGCUACCUCACACUGACAGGCGCACUCCAUCUGCACCUGGGAGGCUCCCCUGCUGGGCCAGCAGGAACAGGGAAGACUGAGACUGUUAAAGAUUUGGCUAAGGCCAUGGGCAAGCAGUGUGUAGUGUUCAACUGUUCAGAAGGCCUCGACUUCAAAAUGCUGGGGAAGUUCUUCUCUGGCAGUUCUCAGUCUGGCAGCUGGUCCUGUUUUGAUGAGUUUAACAGGAUAGAUGUAGAAGUGUUGUCAGUGGUGGCACAGCAGCUGCUCACCAUCAAGGCUGCCAAAGACACCGGGGCACCAAAGUUUGUAUUUGAAGGCAGAGACAUAAAACUGAACAUGACAUGUGGAAUCUUUAUCACCAUGAAUCCUAGUUACGCAGGGCGUGUGGAGCUCCCAGACAACCUGAAGUACCUGUUCCGCUCUGUCGCCAUGAUGGUGCCAGACUACACCCAGAUUGCCGAGAUCAUGCUGUUCUCAGAGGGGUUCACUGCUGCCAAGUCACUGUCAGGGAAGAUUGUGAAUCUGUAUCAGCUGGCCAGCAAACAGCUCUCGCAGCAGGACCAUUAUGAUUUUGGUAUGAGAGCCAUCAAGUCAGUGCUGGUGAUGUCUGGGCAGAGGAAAAGACAGGCACAACUCAGCUCUGAUGGUAGAGUGAAGAGUAUGACAGAGAAGGAAGAAUCCUACAUCUUGAUCCACUCCCUGAGAGACGCCAACCUGCCGAAAUUCCUGGCGGAGGAUGUGCCGUUGUUUGAGAGCAUCCUGGCAGACUUGUUCCCAGGAAUUAUACCUCCUGAGCAAGACCAGGGGAUCUUAGAGAAAGCCAUCUCCAUGUCUAUCAGAGACCAGGGUCUCCAACACUGGUUUAGUCAGAUAGAGAAAGUGAAGCAGCUCUACAGCCAGAUCUUGGUGCGCCACGGGGUCAUGUUAGUGGGCCCCACGGGGGGUGGGAAGUCUACCGCCAGGAGUAUCUUACACAGGGCUCUGGUCCUGCUACCCUCUAUCUCUACUGAUGUGGCUGCAGAGGAUGGGUUGAUGGACUCACCUCUCAGGAAACCUGGGAUGUUUGUGCACAAUCGGUCUAAGAAAGGCCGUGUGGAAAUCUUCACCAUCAACCCCAAGUGUGUGAAACUGGGAGAGCUGUACGGGGAGACUGACCCCAACACAUUUGAGUGGACGGAUGGCCUGAUAGCUCACGCCGUGAGGAGGUUUGCUCGAGAGGUGGCCAGUACCCCCACAGAGGACCGUCCAUCCACUGCGGCCACCGCCUUGACCAGUGCCACUGGACUGACUGGGGCCACUGAUGUGACUGCCAGUACCAACCCCUCCAGUCCCGGUCCUAUCAGUGAAGUAGGGGAGACAGAUGGCCAGACGGUGGCAGGGGACGCUGCUGACCAUCCCCCUGAUCACGAGACCAUGCAUGAGGGGGAGAUGAUACCUGUGGACUGGAAGUGGCUGGUUCUAGACGGCCCAGUGGAUACCAUCUGGGUAGAGAAUCUGAACACAGUGCUGGAUGACAGUAAGAUUCUCUGUCUGGCCAAUGGGGAGAGGAUUAGCCUCGGCUUUGGCAUGAGACUCAUGUUUGAGGUGGAUAACUUAUCACAGGCCAGUCCAGCCACCAUCAGUAGAUGUGCUAUGGUCUAUAUGGACCCGGUUGACCUUGGCUGGAAGCCAUACGUGAAGACCUGGCUGCAGAGGCUGCCCAAGGAGAUUCCAGAGAGCGGCAAACACCAUCUCCAGGCUCUGUUUGACCACACGGUGGAGAAGGGACUGGAGUUCAUGCUCCAGCACCAGAAGUUCCAGUCCGUCCCUGUCCCCGCUAUGUCCAUGGUGAACUGUCUGUGUAGUAUUCUCAUGUCCUUCUUUGAUUUCAUGAGCAAAAAUGGAGGUUUUGGAGACCCAGAUAAAGAAGUAGGGCGUCCCUCCAGUGCAGACAGCCAUACUUCCAGCCAAUCACGAAGUUCUUCUAGAACCGAUGUCAGCGGAACCAAGAAGAUGAAAAAGAGAAGCAGACGACAAGCUAAGAUUAAAGAGGAAUUGCAGAAAAUUGAAGACAGAGCAUCUGCCAAAAAGGACCAACCUCACAAGGAUCAAAAACAAUAUUACAUGCAGAAAAAUCCAGGCAAAUUCACAAUCUUCCUUGGCAAACUGUUUGCCUUUGCCUUCACUUGGGCGUUUGGUGGAAGUCUGCAAAGGUUUGAUGAGAUGGACGACGACAUUGCUGUGACCAAGAAGGAAGGAGACAAGGACAAGCCUGAUAUCAAUAUCUGUUAUGAAUUUGAUGGAUUUGUCAGGGAUCUUUUGGAGGUCGAACCACCUCUUGGUGUACGUCUGCCGUCCGGCCACAAGACGAUGUUCAGCUAUUUCCUGGACAUGGAGUCUGGAAACUUUGUACCUUGGGAUGUGCUUGUACCAAAGACAAACUCCCUGAUUGAGAAAGGCGCUGUGAUUACAAUAGGGGACACCAUGGGUCUGUCCACGGGGCACGCCAAACCAGGAGAGGGUCGUCUGGAGAACGAGAUUGUCACCACAGUGGAUACUGUGAGAUAUUCCUUCCUGACAGGACUGUUGUUGUUGAAUGGUCACCCAGUUCUGCUCACAGGUGAAUCUGGUGUUGGCAAGUCUGCCAUCAUAAAGCACAUGUUGAAGGAAAUGUCCAAGGACAAUGGGACAACUACAAAAAAUGGAACUAUUUUGGGAAAUGUGCUAAAUUUCUCUGACAAGAACCAGUCGCUAUUAGAAAACAUCAGCAGCUUGACAAAGUUUGCCAUGGAGGAAGACAUAGACACAGAGAAGAAUCUAGAUCUCCUGAUGGGAACCAACAAACCCAAGCAGAACACAGGUAUCUCCACCAGUCUGCUACAGUUUAGCGCACAGACGACUUCCGCCAGGACCCAGCUCUCCAUUAUACACAGGCUGAUCAAGAAGGGCAAGGAUACGCUGGGAGGACCCAAGGGGAAAAAGGUAUUGGUGUUUGUUGAUGACUUCAACAUGCCAGCCCCUGAGGAAUAUGGAGCUCAGCCUCCACUGGAACUUCUCAGACAGUUUCUGGAUCUGGGCGGCUUCUUUGACACUAGGAGAAUGUUGUGGAAGGACAUCAUGGAUGUGACCCUUGUGGGGGCGUGUGGACCCGUGGGUGGAGGCAGAAACCCUGUCAGCCCCAGACUUCUCAAACACUUCUGUAUGCUAGCAGUGCCCCAGCCCUCCACCCGGUCUCUUCAGCAUAUCUACCAGGUCCAGCUGGGCAGGUACUUCCAAGAUGGCGACUUCAUGCCGGAGGUGAAGGAGUCGCUAUUCUCUCUGGUGUCAGCUAGUAUAGCAAUGUACUACAAGAUGUGUAUGAAUAUGCUGCCCACUCCGGCCAAGUCACAUUAUACUUUUAAUAUCAGGGAUCUCACAGAUGUAAUCACGGGUCUGUUACAAGCACACCAGCAGGUGAUAGUCAACAAGGAGAACUGUGCCCAGUUGUUCUCACACGAGGCCACCAGGGUGUUCCACGACAGGCUAGUAGACAGUGCAGACAGGGCGGCCUUCUUCAGCUUCCUGUCUGAAACACUGCAUGAUUACUUCAAGGUUCAGUGGGAGGCAGAGUCACUAAUGCACACACCGGUGCUUUUUGGCGACUUUUCUCACAUGGACGAUGCAACAACAGGAAAGAUAUAUCGUCCAAUCACAGACACUGUUAAGUUAUGCAGAACGCUGGAAGAGCAUUUCAUGACACAGCAGAACAUCGGCAAUGUACAGGCAUCCCAGAUUGUGUUUUUCAAAGAGGCUGUGGAGCACAUCACGCGGGCGGCCAGGGUGUUUAGACAGCCAGGCGGACACAUGCUGCUGGUUGGUAUAGAUGGGACAGGCAAGUCCACCACUGUACAGCUGUCUGCCCAUAUUGCCGGCUGUGAACUGUUCAAGUUAACACUGACCAGGGGGUACAACAUGCAGGACUUCAGGGAUGACCUCAAGGCGGUCUACAAACUGGCCGGCGUCCAGGGACACAAUACUGUCUUCUUGUUAACUGACAGUGAUAUUGUUAAGGAGAGUUUUCUAGAAGACAUCAACUGUAUCCUGAACUCAGGGGAGGUUCCUGAUCUGUUUGACAACGAGGAGUUGGAUGGAAUCGUGAUGGAGCUGAAGGCCGCGGCCACCGAGGCAGACGUACCUGACACCAGAGUUGCAGUCUAUCAGUUCUUUAUACAGAGAGUGAGAAGGAACCUCCAUAUAGUGUUAACAAUGAGCCCUGCUGGAAAUAAGUUCCGCCACCGCUGUCGUAUGAACCCAUCGCUGAUCAACUGCUGCACCAUCGACUGGUACGAUGAGUGGAACGAGGAGGCCAUGUUGAGUGUGGCCUCAGUUUACUUCUCUAACUCUGAUUUUGUUGCGGAGUCAGGACAGACCAUAAACUAUGAACAAAAUGAACAACUGGAGGAUCUGAAGCUACGAGUGGCCCAGGUCUGCGUUAACAUCCACAACAGUGUCAGUGCUGCCACCUUGCGAUUCUGGGAGGAAAUGAGGCGCAAGUACUACACCACCCCCAGCAGCUAUAUGGAGCUGAUCAGGGUCUACUCCAUGAUGCUCAGGGGGAACAAGAAGGAAUUCAUGGACAACAGGGACCGUCUGCUGGUUGGUUUAUCCAAGCUUUCAGAGGCCAACUCACUUGUGGGCACUAUGCAGGAGGAGCUGGUGACACUGGGGCCUAAAAUUGAAGAGAAAGCUAAGGACACAGAGUUGUUACUACAGCAGCUUGAGAAGGACCAGGAGGCCGUCGACCAGGUCAGGGAGAUUGUGGAGCAGGAAGAGAGCGUCAUGAAGAAAGAGACGCAGAUUGUGCAGGAUUACGCUGAUGAAUGUCAGCAAGACCUGAACUCUGUGAUCCCGGCCCUGCAGACAGCCAUCGGCUCCCUGGACUCCUUGGACAAAUCAGACGUUGCUGAGAUCCGUGUGUACACCAACCCUCCCGAGCUGGUCAUGACUGUCAUGGCGUCCGUGUGCGUGUUACUGCAGCAGAAACCAGACUGGGCCACAGCUAAACAGGUGCUUGGGGAUGCGGGAUUUCUCAAGAGGCUGGUCCAGUUUGAUAAGAAUAAUCUACCUGAUAAGGUUUAUAACAAACUAAAGAAGUACACAAAGCAUGCAGACUUCACCCCAGACAAGGUGGGCACAGUGUCAGUGGCCUGUAAGUCCAUGUGUGAGUGGGUGCUGGCCCUGGAGAGGUAUAAUGAAGUGUAUAAGAUGGUCAAACCUAAGCAGAGGAGGGUAGAAGAGGCCAAAGAAGCAUUGCAUCUGGCACAGAAGAAUUUAGCACAGAAACAGUCUAGCUUAUCAAAGAUUCAAGACCACCUAAAGCUGCUCCAGCAGCAGUACCAGGACAGCGUGAACCAGAGAGAGUCUCUGAAGGAGAGAAAGAAGACCACAGCCCUCAGGAUACAGAGGGCUUCUGUGCUCAUCUCCGCCCUGGCAGACGAGAAGGUGAGGUGGGCGGAGUCAGUGAAGGUCCUGGAUUUCAAGCUCCAAGGUCUGGUAGGUGACACCCUGGUGUCCGCGGCUGCCGUGGCAUACCUGGGGGCCUUCACAGCCAAAUACAGGAGGGAGCUGAUACUGAAAUGGGAGGAACGAUGCAGGGCGGCAGAAAUACCGAUUUCUGAGGAAUAUGAGCUGGUCAAGAUUAUUGCUGAUGCCAACCAGGUCCUUCAGUGGCAAAAUGAAGGUCUCCCAACAGACACAUUGUCCACAGAGAAUGCCAUCUUUGUGAAGAAGGGGAGAAAGUGGCCUCUGCUCAUUGACCCCCAGGGGCAGGCUAGCAAGUGGAUUGCUGAGAUGGAGGGCACUAAGCUGAAGAUAGUCCAGGCUUCGGACCCUAACUACAUGAGGACUAUGGAGAGAGCCAUCAGAGUGGGAGAACCUGUCCUGUUACAGGAGGUGACGGAGACCCUGGACCCCUCCUUGAAACCCAUCCUUCUCCAGGAGACGUUCACAAGAGGAGGACAACAGCUGAUAAAACUGGGAGACACAGAGAUUGAAUACAAUGAAAACUUUAGGUGA